Molecule: messenger RNA, 1246 nt
Organism: Cuscuta campestris
Lineage: Eukaryota; Viridiplantae; Streptophyta; Magnoliopsida; Solanales; Convolvulaceae
Source: the annotation of a GenBank genome assembly
CGCACUCGCUUUCUCACUUUCUUCUCUAAAGGGGUUGUGGCUCCCCCACGGAUCAUCCCAGAGCGCUACCCGGAGAUGCAGGGCUACGACGACCUCGACGCGCAGCUUCAUCAAGCCGGCCUUUGGCCGUUCGUCUCCCGGGCGCGAAAGGAGAUCAACCCGGUGCUGAUCCGGGCCUUCUACUCCAACCUCCGGCGUGAGGACGACGUGCUCUACUCGCUUGUCAAGAGCACACCGAUCGAGCUCACCAUGGAGCAGCUUGGGCGCAUCGCCGGCCUCCCCUUCCAAGGCGAAGACGUCUCCCACUAUGGCGGAGAAGACUGGGUGCUCAACAACGAGGGUAAUAUCCUCAACGAGCUUAGCAUCACCGAGCUCAUCCGCCAUGCCUCGGGCCGCCCCACCAUCCACUCCGCUAACCCCGAAGGCCGUCUCGUUCUCUACAUCGUGUCCCGGAUCAUCAAACCCCGGAAGCAUGGCCACACAAUCAUGUCCGGUGAGGACCUCAAGCUCAUCCACGCGAUCAUGCACUCGGCCCCAAUCAAUUGGGCGAAGUUUGUCAUGAUCAACAUGACAAUCGCCGCGUCCACCGACCACGACCACCUACUCCCGUACCCGCUCGUGGUUAUGGACAUCCUUGAAAGGUUCAAGGUAACCACCACCGUUGGCCCGCUCACGAAGGCCACGAAGCUUUGGACGAUCAGCGCCCAAACCUUCACAAAGCGGUCGGACAACGCCGCGCCACGCCGCACUACCCCUGUCGCCGGCCCAGCCGAACCCCAGACCCGGGCCAACCUCGCCUCCAUCGCCGACUCCCUCAACCGGCUACACUUCAAAGUUGACGGGAUGGAUGGCUACCUUGAGCGGCUCGACGAGGCGGUCCAACGCCAAGGGUACGCCAUGAACGCGUACUUCCAACGCGUUAACUACGUCCCCCCACCGUACCAUGGCACAUUCUUUGGGCAAGUGUACAGUGACGAGGACGAAGACGAUGCCUCCUACGCCCCGUCAAGCUCCCCGGACGAAGAUGAGUUCGAAGAUGCCAUCGAUGGGGAUGCGAUGGACGUCGACGACGACGAGGAGGAAACCGAAGACGAAGACUAGGACACCCCUAGAAUUUCUAUCUCUCUUUAUCUUUGUCCUGUUUUUUUUCAUUAAUCUCUUCCGUUGUACUCCGCUAUUUCCCAUUUUUAAUAAAAUUUUAUCUUUUUGUUAAUGUCAAAAGGGGGAAGAAAAGGGUUAUGCAUAC